CCAUCAUGUCUAGCAGAGAUUCGAACGAGGCACAUAUGAGACAGAAGCGUGCCAGGUCGCAACUCAGCUGUACAGCAUGCCGUCAGGGCAAACUGCGAUGCAACCGUGCGACGCCAUGCGACCAGUGUACGAAACGAAGCAAAGACUCAGCAUGUUCUUAUUUACCUCCAGCAACCAAAUCAAGGGGCCCACAAGAUGUCAAAGGCCGCAUCAAGCAUCUCGAAAAACUUGUAGUCGACUUGAUGAAUUCGAGAUCAUCAGAUGGUAAUGGGACGACGACUAGCAGUAGAAGAUCAGAUAGCAUUGCUACCAGCACUAGAGAAUCUCCCGCCACCUCUCAAUCCGAAUCUUCGCAGCACAUGAUUCAAGGCUUGUCCGGAGCAGAUACUGCUCACACUGAGAUAACUCCACCUUAUAGUGGGGAUGAACAACAACAGCAUGAGACAUCACAACAACUAGAAUCGUUUGGACAUUUGCGCAUCAGUAAAGAGGGCACAAGCUAUGUUGGAUCGUCCCAUUGGGCGACAAUUCUGGACAGUAUCUCUGAAAUAAAGAGAGACCUAGAGAAUCCCGAAGACGAGGCUUCCGAUGAGGAAUUUGAUGCAUGGCGCAACGAAGAACCGCUAAAUGUCUACGAUCAAGAGUUACCGGGACUUCUGCGCUCCCCUCGUCGAGUCACAAAAGCCGAGUUACUAUCGUACAUACCACCCAAGACUGAAGCAGAUGCACUUGUUUCUCUUUGGUUCAGGUCACCACAUCCGUACAAGACAAUCAUUCACGCACCUCAGUUUCAGAAUGAAUACCGGCAGUUCUGGCGAUCGCCGGCCAGUGCACCAGUCACAUGGUUGGGUGUAUUGUAUGCAAUGUUCGGCAUGGCGAGCCUGUUUAGGAUACGUGCUCUAAGGAACCCUGACACACCGGACGUCCGGGCUACCCUCAACAAAGCAGACCUUUACCAGGAGUUGGCGGCGUCGGCGGCUGUACUGGGAAACUACAUGCGACCGAAGACUUAUACGGUCGAGUGUUUGAUACUCCAUGCUGGAAGCAACAGGACGAACAAUUACAAUGAUAUCUGGCUUAUCAUGGGUGUUGUCUUCAGGUUGGCUCUUCGCAUGGGUUAUCAUCGGGAUCCGAGUCACUACAGUAAUGUGUCAGUGAUCGCUGGGGAGAUGCGACGAAGAGUUUGGCAUUUGCUAUACAUGUUCGAUACCCUUGUAUCGUUCCAGCUCGGUCUACCUUCUAUGUUCCGUGCAGUGCAGAGCGACACCCAACCUCCGCACAAUCUCUAUGAUCAGGACUUCUCCGUACACAGCAAGACUUUGCCUCCCUCACGACCUGCUGACCAACUUACUCCUUCGGCUUAUGGCUCUGCCAAAACUAUGUUGUGUCAAGUAUUUGCUUUGGCAGCAGACAUGUCGCAUGCAACGACACCGCCCUCUUACACUGAAGUCAUGGCGCUAGACGCAGAGCUUGAGGCAAAGAGAGCGGCCAUUCCCCCAGGACUGCGAUUUAGAGACAUGGAGCUGUGUCUUACAGAAGAUCCGGAAUCAUUGAUGUAUCGCUUCAGUAUUGAUCUUCUCUAUCUCAAGAUCAAGACAGUCCUCCACCGUCGAUUUAUGGUGGCUACUUCGUCCCGAGCUGCAGCAAGCUAUUCACGAAUAUCUGUCAUUGGCUCGGCGAUGAAGACCCUUGAACAUCACCAGACAAUAUAUCGGGCAUCCAGCCCUGGUGGACAGCUCGAGAGCGUUUCUUGGUAUAUGUGCUCCAUCGGAACGUAUGACUUCUUGUUGGCAAGUAUGAUCAUAUGCCUUGAGCUAUCACGCCAGCUCAACAAACAGCCUGACCCAGAAACCGAUGCGAUUGCCACACGCGAAGACAUGAUAGCAGCACUCGAAGCCUCGAAACGAGUUUGGGAGGAAGCGGGCGACGAUGACUGUUUCUCCGAGCCUGUAUUUGGGACGGGCAGAGCAGGCCAGACCAUUGAGAAUGCGGCUGUGGCAGAGGUUAGGAAAGCGUGCAAAGCGAUGACACUCAUGCUGGAUAAAGUCAANAAAGACCAGGCUCGAGAUGUCGUACCUUCAUCACUACAAGGAGCAGGUUGGCAACAGAUGUCGAUGUCUGAGGGGCCGACGACAACGCUCGCUGAUCUACCCAUCAACAACGACUGGAUAGCAACAGACCAAUGGACUGCUCAGAACGAACUCUCAGCUUUAGACAACAUGAUAGACGUCUCCAACGACAUUGACUGGCAAGCGGUGGUGUCACAACAGCAACCAGAUCAAUUUACUUGGACAAUGGACGACAUGCUGGCUGCUAGUGCGUCCGGCAUCCCAGAGCCGGAUAUAAGCAGUGAAACCCGGCCUUUUCUUUUCCCAUCUGCGUGU
Aureobasidium uvarum is the source of this 2384-nucleotide messenger RNA. The record is from the annotation of a GenBank genome assembly. Lineage: Eukaryota; Fungi; Ascomycota; Dothideomycetes; Dothideales; Saccotheciaceae.